Messenger RNA from Ostertagia ostertagi, 1110 nucleotides. The record is from the annotation of a GenBank genome assembly. Lineage: Eukaryota; Metazoa; Nematoda; Chromadorea; Rhabditida; Trichostrongylidae.
GAGGUUAAAAUUGUGAGCCAUUACAUAUAUGUACGUAGUAUAUCAUUUCUCCAUCAGGUCGUUUUGGAUACUGGCAGCUCGAAUCUGUGGAUACCAGAUGAGACAUGUGUGCACUCACGGGAAAUAUGCGACCAGUCGAAAUGUGAUCCCGGUUUGAUUUGCAAAGUUUUCUGCCCAGAACCCACGUGUUGCCAAAACAAUGCAGGAAGCAAUAAGAGACAGAAGAAUCCCUGUAAGGGAAAGCACUCCUUCAAUUCGAGUGAAUCGGAGACCUACGUAAAGCUUGCGAACAGAACGGAGUUCAAAAUUGCAUACGGCACAGGGAGUGCGAAAGGAUUUCUUGGAAAUGACACUGUGCGUUUUGGAGCCGAAAAUGAAAAUCAGCUGGUCGUUCACGGUACAGUGUUUGGUCAAGCCGAGCAGAUUGCAGACUUUUUCGCAGAUAAUCCGAUCGAUGGCAUUCUCGGAUUAGGAUUUCGUGGACUUGCUGUAAAAAACGUCAACCCUCCAUUUCAACGAGCUGUGGACCUUGGACUUGUAGACCCAAUAUUCACUGUCUACAUGAAAAGCUUAGGAGAUUUGGCAAAGGGUGCCUAUGGAGGCGUGUACACCUACGGUGGUCUUGACAAGGAAAACUGCGGCGAAAUAAUUGCAUACGAGAAUCUCACGACGGCACUUUACUGGCAGUUCCGAUUGAAGGAAGUCAGCGCAGGAUAUGUGACGCUCAAGAAGGGCUGGGAGGUAAUUUCGGACACCGGCACGUCGUGGAAUGGCGUUCCAACGGCGAUCGCUUCCCUGGUGGCAGAUGCGUUCGGAGCAAGGUGCUUAGUUUCAUCUCCUUCCAGUACAACCCGUUCUAUGAAGUCUACCUCAUCGAAGUGCAACGCGACGGUGUCAAUGAGCUUGACUAUCGGCGAUCAAAUUUAUGUGAUUGAAUCAGAGAAUCUCAUUAUCAAAGUUGGUGAUAUAUGCCUGUUGACAAUGUUUCCGAUGAGCUCUUACGGCUUCGGACCACAAUGGAUUCUCGGCGAUCCGUUCAUACGACAGUUCUGUAACAUCCACGAUGUCGGCAAUAAGCGUAUCGGCUUUGCAAAGCCUCUAAAGAAGUAG